Alternaria atra is the source of this 768-nucleotide messenger RNA. RefSeq lists its product as uncharacterized. The transcript is spliced from 3 exons. The coding region runs from base 1 to 768 and encodes 255 amino acids. The record is from RefSeq and is a predicted model, not a curated record. NCBI's taxonomy places the organism in Eukaryota, Fungi, Ascomycota, Dothideomycetes, Pleosporales, Pleosporaceae.
AUGGCGGUAAUAUGGGGUCUCGACCUGAAGGAGAUGCAAUGGGGCAAGUUCAAGUCCGGAUACAUGUGGAAUACCAUGUACCACAACCGCCGCACAAAGUUCAUCAUCUAUCAACUCGCCAUGAUUCUCUGCGUUGUCAGUGAGAGUUUGGGGACGGCCGCGCUGUCUGAUUACGUCGACCAGCAAAAGUUCGUCUCGAAGCUCGACCGGAACGUCACGGUACACAACAAUGACUACGUCGGUAUUGCCUCAUACAACAUCUUUGUUGGCAUCUUCGUCGCCACUAUCUUCGGCGCCGCCUUCUUCUUCGAUCUCUUCUGGCCUGAGCGAUUAGAGUCAAGAAGUGUCAAGAUUGCUUGGAAAGUUUGCUCUGUCUUCGCCUGCAUAGCUGCGCUUGCCGACGCUCUGGCGUACACAUAUAUUGUGGCGAGCAAGAGUGCGUAUGUAACAGGUACGGAUGAUGAGAGUCAACAAAAAUACUUGUCGAUGUUUAAGAAAACCGGAGAAACUCCACUCGAGUACAAGAAGAAUGGGCGCGCGGUUGCUAGUGUCGUGUUUCUCUGGCCUGGCAUGAUCUUCACUUUCGUCAGCACUUACCUCCUUUGGCACUCACUAGCUCACAUUGAUGCACACGGCCCCAUGUCUACACACGCCCGUAACGAGAAAGUUACAGACAGUAGUAGUGUCACCUCUACGAACCUCGAUGGCGCAGCGCCGGUUACACAACCCGAGCCGACACAUGUAAAACCCGCGGACAGCACCGUAUAG